Molecule: messenger RNA, 5091 nt
Organism: Hyalella azteca
Lineage: Eukaryota; Metazoa; Arthropoda; Malacostraca; Amphipoda; Hyalellidae
Product: cell wall protein DAN4
Exons: 13
Coding region: 198-3557 (1119 amino acids)
Biological process (GO): protein monoubiquitination; DNA damage tolerance
Cellular component (GO): Rad6-Rad18 complex; nucleus
Molecular function (GO): ubiquitin protein ligase activity; single-stranded DNA binding
Source: RefSeq, a predicted model, not a curated record
GAGGGCGGCCCGGCGAAAUUGUAAAUGCCUCCAUAAUAGCGCGUUAUUCGUUCUCGCUCCAAUGGGACUUGGGAGCAACGUUUAUGAUUCGUAAUCUGCAUCGAGUUCUAGCUUUUACUUUACAUAACUCAGAAAUGUUGUGCACCUUUGCAUGCGAUUAAGCUUUACAGGCUGAAUUUACUCCGUUCAUAACAAUUAUGUCUGCGCGUGUGUUUCAAAACUUGCCUCCUGCAGUUAAGCAGGUUGACGAUUUGCUCCGUUGUGGCAUCUGCUAUGAGUUUCUGCAGACUUCUGUGAUGACAACAUGUUCACACAACUAUUGCUCCCUUUGCAUUCGGCAGUCUCUACUGCAUAGGCAGUCCUGCCCUACCUGCCAGUCGUCCAUUUGUGACUCUGAGUUACGUCCAAAUAGAACUCUGGACUGCAUAAUAGAGCUUUUCCCUGCUAUCAGAGAUGCUCUACAGCGUUACUAUCAUGAACAGCUAAGUUCCAGUAGCUUAUCAUCCUCUGCAAACACUGAAUCUAAACUGACCCCAAGGAUUCCAGAAUCUGGCAACAAACAUUAUAAUCAAUACGACUCUAAACAAGAUGAUUCUGCUCAAACUGGUCUCCAGUGCAACCUUCCUAGUAAUUUCUCUGUCCUACAAUCUGGUGAAAUUAAAAACAGUUUCACUUCACAAAAUAAUUCUAAACAUGGAAAAAAUCUUGAUCCUAGCAUGUGUUCCUCAACUUCUAAAAGGAAGCUUAGUGUUCAUCCUAGCUCACAAUUCUCUGAAGAUAUUAUAUGCCUCGAAACACCAAGCAAAGCAAAUUAUGGUGCAGGAUCCUCCACAAGUUCCAACAAAACUCCUCAGAAGAGCGGGGGCAGGCUGACUGCAGCUCUCAACUCCAUCAAUGAUGGUGUGGUUGGGAGCCCUUCUAAGAGAACGAGUCUGUUGGAUUAUUUCUCUCCCAAGAAGUGCACUCCCACAAAAGUGGCCAGCACCAUAACAACGUCAUUGACCAGCUCUCCUCAGCAGUCCUGUGGUAGCUUGGCCUCCAUUUCUUCCUCUCCUGUUAUUAGCCAUAUAGAAGAUAGUCCAAGCAAAAUAGGAAGCACUUCUAUGAAUGCCCUCAGCAGUAACCAUCAUCCUCCUCCAUCAACCUCCACCAGUAAUUCAUGCAGUUCCAAAUCCAUCAUUAAUCCAAGCAGCAUAACUACUAAUGCAAGCACAUCAACAUCAAUCAAUCAUACAAUCAGCAGCAAUCACACCACCAACGUCCUGAGCAGCAAGGAAGAGACAGUGUCAUGCCCGGUGUGUGGUGUUGCUGUAGCCCAAAACAACAUCAAUCGACAUCUCGAUGCUUGCCUCCAGAGAGAUGCUGCUACUGGUGCUGCUGUUCACCCCAAUCCUGCACAGUUGAAGCGACCUCCUCUUCCAAAGUUGGUUUAUCAUCUGCUCAGCGACACCAAGCUACGCAAUGAGCUGAAGAAAGUUGGCCUCUCAACCAACGGCUCAAGAGAUACACUCAUUAAGCGUCACAAGAAGUACGUGGUGCUGUACAAUAGCGAGUGCGACAAGCUGGAGCCCCGGCCUAUACAGCAGCUACACAGACAAGCAGCGCGUGAGGAGCAGAUACAACCUACACAGUCUACUCAGACUAUACAGUCGAUUUUUUCUUACGAUUGUAAGUCGUCUCCUACCGUCAUUGAGGAAGGGCAGAAAAAAAUUCAAAAAAAAUUCAGCAAUCAAUUUGCUUCCCUUUUGGCUGACCUGAAGAAGAGAAGAAAACUUGAAGGCCGCGCUAAUACUGAUGUCAACAUCAAACCUGAAGUCAACAUCGAACCUGAAGUCAGCAUUAAACCUGAAGUCACCAUUAAACCUGAAGUCAGCAUCAAAACUGAAUUAAACAUCAAAACUGAAUUUCCUCCCUCAACAAUGGUCAGUGGAAGUGCCGAUGAUGAGGCUCGUCUCUUCAAAAUUGAGCCUGAUGAUAUAAGUGAUCCAAGUGAUUACCUCUAUUGCGAGGUACCUGGUAACUCGAGUGUAAAUCAGCCAACGCUUUCCUCUAAACUCUCGGCACAAAAAUGGAGCUCGCCUCCUAGCCAUUGUAACGUUGCAGGAACUCGUGAAAUUCCUCGUUCAAGUCAAUGUGAGGCUCGAGAUGAAAUUUUCACUCCUAGAAGAUCCAAAUUGACUGUUCAGCGAAGAUCAAAUUUAAGUUAUGAUAUUAUUAAUCAGACUCCAGCAAGCAAAAUUUGCGAUAUUCCCGCACCUACGUCUCCGAUCUUCAGAACUGGUAACAGUAAAUCGUUGGAGAACACUUCCGACUCGAACUUUAAUAGAGCUACUAACGUUCCUCCAUCCACCAAUGAUUCAGUGAGAGUAAUGCCAAAACAUUAUUCUUUUGAUGAGGAUGAUGAUGACUUUGACGAUUUUUUAUUUGAAGAUAUUAGUAAUGAAGGAAAGUCCAACGUGUCAAGAGGCAGCGACACCGUUUAUGGAGAGCAGGAUUCUACUAGGCUUUUGUCUGCGAACGAGAAUCUUGUUGAUAAUUUUGAGCCAAGUGACCGCAAAUCUAAGUCGCCUUUGGAGACGGUAAGAAAAUGCAAAAGUUUCCUCUCAAAUUUUCCUUCUACUAGCAGUGCUGGAGCAAAGGAAGCUGACACUGACGAUGAUAUACCGUCGUAUGACUCAAUGGAAGCUUCCUCUAAGCUACUCAGAGUAUCUGCCGACAAUGCCUCUGCUGAAUUGGAGCCUUACGUUCGUUUGGAACUUAUAAAUGGCUUAUCUGCAUCGACGCUCAACACAAAAUCUUUAAAUUCCGCACCAAACAUGAUCAUUCAAGCACCAUACAACGGUCCCAGUGCUGGCAGCUCUUUGCCUCCAGGCGCUCGUUGCAGUCCUGAUCUCUUCACGGCAGACGCCGAAGACUCUGAUGCCUCCAGCGAAUGCAGCUACAGCCUCCUUGAUGACCGUGCUGAACAGCUCAUGGAUGUGGACAUUUUGGAGGAUUCUCGCCCACCUGCAGUGCAGUCUACUGAACAUCCUGAUACUGAAGACGAUAGUAGCGAUGAAAUUCCAGCCUCGCAACUCAGGCUAAAGCAAUCCAAAGUGUCUCCUUCUUUAAGACAAUCGGAGGCUGCGAACCUGAUUGUUGAACAGCUUCCCUUGGACGACAAUCACGCAGGGGCGUUCGACAGGUCCUUUGAAGCCUACGGACGCCUGCAUGAGGAGGACAGCGAUGACGUCUUGGGUGCUGCUGAUGCAGAUCUUCCGUCGCUAGGAGCAACGGGAUGCGAGAGUCCCGUGGUGAGGCGGUCGGGACGCCGGCCUCCCGCCCGCUUAGCGGCGCUGUCGCAUAAAGUGGCGCUCUGUCGCAGAGACGUCGCUCCUGUCGAGUCCAAGCUGGACAAUUCCGUGCCUUUAAAGUCCAAGCGAGAUAAUUCUAAUUCGAGUUCGAAGAUCGCUGGACGUAAACGAAAAUCUUGCGAGCUCUCCAGCGGGCCAAGCACCGCGCCCCGGUGCGACGAAACCACGGCCAAGAGACGCUCCACACGUCGCAGGAAUUUGUGAUAUUGUGUGCUUGUUCUCUGAAAACGGGAAUUUCAUGUUAACUUCUGAAUACAAUUUAUUUCUCAAUUCACCUAAGCAAUUUUUGAGAAAUAUCCCGUUUUACAAUCGGAAUUAGCGUAUCAGGUUCUUCAAUUUAUAGCUAAGAUUAACUUUUAUUUCACCACGAAAAUCAGUGAAAAAUAUUAUGUGUUUUCUCACCUACAGUCAGUAUCAAUGCUCAAGAUCUUUCACGUUAUCUUCUGACUAAAUUUUAUUCCUCACAUUCAAUGUAAGUCAAUUUAUGAACAAAAAUUUCAGUGUGAGUGAAAAGCUCGUUUUAAAAUAAUUUGGUUAGCUGUGAUCGCGAAUUUUGAUUGCGAUUCAAGUUAUUAUGCGAUAAUGAAUCGGUUUGAAAUGUACAGUCUUUCAUUAUAUGUGUUUAAGAUCAAUUGUGUAGCGUGCGUGCGUCAUUCGUUAUUUGGAUUUUUCAUUAACUAAAUUGUGGCCAAAUUGGGUCGUUAAUUUCGAUGCCCAAAGCUUAGCUUUAUUAAUAAUACUCCUUUUCAGUAAUAAUAUUAAAAUAGCUGCAUUAUUAUUAUUAUUAUUAUUAUUGAAGAAGGCAUCUCAUCACCGCAAUCGUCCGCAAAAUAGCCGGUGAACGGAUUCAGUUACGUCACCUCAUUCUUCUUGCUGAAAAACUAAAAUUUCAUAUCCGCAUGUUAAUCUAGAGUAUUAAUUGUCUCUUCUUUCUGUUCUGCUUGUAAUUGCCUUUUUUCUAAUAGGUGCUCUUUCUUGUAAUGUUGCGGUAAUUUUUGUGUAUCAUAGGUUGAGAAAUUUUUCGCCAGCAAAACUAUGACGAAUACUAAGUCUAGAAUUCGUCCUGUGACCAGGAAGCGGCUAUCCAGAUUAUAAUAAUUAUUUCAUCGCGAUUGAAGUGAAUAAAGUAGAGACCAACGAGUAAGUCUAAGCAUUUCGAUAUUUGCUAUGCAAUUUGCGCAUAUAUUUGCAGCCCACUUAGUCAUUGAGAGGUUACUCCAGCCCACGAAUUCAACGAUGUACAAAGGCCAGAAUGUUAAAUAUUACACGCCUUCCAUCAAUAAAAAAUCCGAUAAGACACGUAAAAAUCCGCCAAAUAAGUGAAAAUUAGAAUAAUCUUCAUUCGUUGGUAUUUUGUAAAAUGUUAUAUUCCUACAAGUAUUUUGUAAUAUGCUAUAUUCUUAAAAAUAUUUUGUAAAAUGCUAUAUUCUUCCAGUAUUAGUGUCUUACUUUGUUCGAAUUACUCACCAUUAUUUUUCUUCAAUUCGGUAAACUAGAUGGCAGCUCUAGCUUAGCUUUUUUACGUACUUUUUCUUGUGUAUCACUGAAACAUUUUUUCUAUAUUCUAGUGAUCGUUAAUAAUUAAACUUCUUGUUGUGUAAUCAUCACACAUUCUCACAUAGAAAUGCGAAACUAGUAGCUACUGUGAGUAUCUAAAUGUAUAUAUAAUACAUGAUGUAUUGUUAAGUACUGUCAUACCUUUUGUAUGUUUUUAUAUAAACGCAUUGUUAAGUUCAAA